Messenger RNA from Physcomitrium patens, 2574 nucleotides. NCBI's taxonomy places the organism in Eukaryota, Viridiplantae, Streptophyta, Bryopsida, Funariales, Funariaceae. The record is from RefSeq and is a predicted model, not a curated record.
CAGUUGUGAGAACUUGUCGCGCUGUGGUGGUGAAAUAUUGUGAAGGCACUCCAGCUUAGUAACUUUCUAUCGCAAGUGUCUCGUGGAGCGUACCAUCUGUCGCUACCGUUCCCCAUGUUUAUUUUUUGUGUGAAAUGCAGCGAACCUUGUAUACUUCAUUCUGAGGUCGUUUGGUAAAUUUUAUGGGUUUACAUGAGAAGGGAUCCAGAGUGUGUCAGAAAGCUUUAUUCGGAAGUUGUAGGGUGGUGAUCGAUGCAGGUAGAUGGCAGGCCUAAUCAUUGCGGAUUUGUAACUCAUGUCAGGGAUGUAAGUGCUACCGGGAACGGCGCCACUAUUCCAGUUCCGUCCGCGGUUACGACGUCGUAAUUGGAGGGGGAAACCGGAUGUUUGUAUCCAUGUCUCGACCUCCUUGACUCUUCCUUUCGGAUCAAAUGUCUGCGAGUCUUAAGUGUUUUCUUGGUCGGGUCUUCACUGCACGCUAAGGCGUGAACUUACUCUUGAUCAUUUCGGGGUCUUGCAUGUAUACCUGAGAUGGGUCUUAAGGGGUGAAAGUGUUGGUUGUGGGCUCGGCGGUGCGAUAUUGCCCUGUUCUGCCGACGAGCGCGUCUGAGCUGCGAAAGAGCAUAGUCUGGGUUUUCAAUACAUCACGCCUUCUUCGUUGACUUCUGGUUGCGACGAAGGUGUGGAUCGGUGUCUGUGCCGGAACUGGCUAUUAUUGAUUUCUUGCGUGUUGGUCUGUCGGCCGUUCUAGUCUACAGAUGUGUUCGGUUUGAAUCCUUCUCUUCUGGGUUGGCGAGUUGCAGGUCGGAUUAGUAGCUGUGCAGACCGGUUCGUUACGCUGUGGUAGCUUUCCUUCUCGGAAUUGGGAGUUCAUGCUAAUUAUUGUUAAGUUUUGGGAUUGGAAGGCACAAUUGCUGUGGAUGUAGAGGUUGGUGGAGUUAGCGAAGUGAGGCGCAGUGCAUUUUGGAUUGCUGCUUGGCAGCGUCACUUGCACACCUAUAUCGCGCUACACACAUAUUUUGAUACGGUUUGAAAUAUUGCUGCUCCUGAGAGUGGUGGAUACCUCGUCAUUUUGAACGCCCAUCCUCAGGCAAUGACAGUGAAUAGGACCAUGGAUGCAGACGAUGUCCUUCUAAGUAUAAAUUCUCUUGAAUCUGCAUCAGAUCUGGAUAAGAGUGGUGUGACAGAUUCUCCGGAUGGGGAGAUCAAACGUGUGAUAUGUCAGAAACAGAGAGAGCCUGAGGCAGAGAUCGAGAAUCCCAAGACGAGGUUGAGGAUUGUAUCGCGGAACUGGGAGGCUUCCAAGGGAGAUGCCAUUAUGAAUCCAGAGCUCAGUAGCGGAGCUGAGAAAUUAGCAGAUGGAGAUGAUCAAAAAAUCAAGCCUGGCCUUUCCAGUCCGCUUCCUAGUCCGCAGACUCGACCUAGAGCUGCUUUUGUUGGUCCGAUGUCGCCUCGGUCAUCACCUGGUGAGCACGCAGAUUUGGUCGAAAAGAACAGAUAUCUUGAGUUGGCUCUGAAGAAGAGUAUGCUUGAGAACGAAGCUUUGAAGCGUGAGUUUGAAGAGGAGAAGAACAUGCUCAUUGAGAGCCUUGAUCGUCUCGAGCUCGCCAACGAGCAGCUGCUGGCAGGCGGUGAGAACUCUGGUAUGGAGCAGCUCCAGAUGGAGCUUACCAGGUUGCAGAGGCACAAUACUUUGCUUUCUCAAAGGGAACGGGAGCUUCAGUUUCAGCUCAGCACCAAGGAUAUGCUUCAGAAAGAAGUUCAGCAUUUGCAAGAGUUGAAUGAGCAAUUGUUGGAGUCGAGGUCUGGAGAUGGGGACUCUGAAUCCGGAAACAAGUUGCUUGAGAGGAUUAUGACUCUGGAGACAGAGCUUGCUGAUACAAUAGAGGUGAACAAUUUGUACAAAUCACAGCUCCACGAUGCUUUUGCUGAACCUAAGAUAGCUCCAGGCGCACCUGCUGCUGGUGGAGACGAGGAGGUUGCGAAGCUACGUGCUCAAGUGAAGACAUUAGAGGGAGAAUUGCAAGAUCUUCGCGAUCGGUAUUUCGUCAUGAGCAUUCGUCUCGCUGAGAGAGAAGCCCAACAUGAAGAAGUUAUGAUGAAGUUCCGAAGACUUCAAAGUCCUAUCAAACAUUUUACCGGUUCAUUUAAAUGGGAAGCUUAGAUAGGGCAAAUUACUUAGAGAGAUUCCUUCGAAGAGGAGCUUUAGAACCCAUUUCUGUAAGUAGUUAUAUUCUAUUGAAGAAUAUGUGGUCAUUCCACUAAACAUGACCAGUUCGUUGGUAUGCAACUUGGGACGUGUGUGGAAUUUGUUUUACUUCUUGUCAUCUGCACACGCAGUUUCUAGCCGUCACGACCAUGUGCUUGAUGAUUGCAUACAAGAGCUUCAAAUAUUCCGUACUGGUUCACCUUAUUCGGACAUUUGAAUCCCUUGGAAGAUCAUUUCUCGAACAAUAGAUAGUGAACCGUCUGUUUUAUAAUGGUAGAUGUCGAAAUGACGUUUGCUGAUUGUUGAGACAAAAUUUUGUACGAUUCCAUCAUCAAUCUUUUAAAAUUGGUCAUUGUUUGUCACAA